AUCCUCCUGCACUGGAGUCAAAAGGAGGGGGUAUCGUGUGUCCGCUCCAAAACAAAACAAUGGUUUUUUCUUCUUCUACUACAAUAGUCCCAUCAUCAUUAUCAUGCCUUGCUCAAUCUUCACUCUACUGUCUAUCGGAUUUCCCAAUUCUAGUCAAACGGACCGGUUCUUCCCUUCUUUCCUGCAGACAGAAAGUAGUUCUGCUGAGGCCAAAGCGACGUCAGUUAGCUUCUUCAAUUUAUGCUGGAAAGGAAUCCAAAGCCAAAGUUGAAGCGCAGGACAAGGGAUUGGAAUGGCCAAUAAUCAAGCGAUGGGACGUGCCUUGGCCAUGGCAAACGAUUUCCUUAACCUCACUUGCCUGUGGAAUAAGCUUUAUUCUGACAGGUUUGGUUGAGGCAACGGCCAUACCAUAUUUAGGAAUUAAGAUUGAAGAGCUAAGUUUAGACGAGAAAGCGGAGAUACUGCUUUUGGACCAAAGCAUUGCAACUGCCGUUGUGCUUGGAGUUCUUUAUGGAAUCCUCAACACUUUCCAACCUCUUCCUGAAGAUGUGUUUCGCUAUGAUUUAAAGGAACCUUUCAAUCUAGAAAAAGGGUGGCUCUUAUGGGCGGGUAUUGGUCUUGCUAGUGCUCUGCUUGCUGUUGCAUUGACCGGAGUUGCUGUGUCUACUUUCAGUGGCGAGACCCCACAGAGAGAGACUGAUGCUCUUGUUCGACUUCUUCCAUUGAUUGGAUCUUCUAGUAUCAGCACCGCUUGCUUGAUUGGCAUCACUGGUGUCCUUGCUCCAGUUUUGGAGGAGAAUGUCUUUCGAGGAUUUUUCAUGGUGUCUCUGACAAAGUGGGUACCUACACCAGUUUCUGUCCUAAUUAGUGCGGCUGUAUUCGCAUUAGCACAUUUAACUCCAGGAGAGUUUCCCCAACUAUUUGUGUUAGGGACUGCGCUUGGAUUUUCAUAUGCUCAAACUCGCAACCUUCUAACACCAAUCACAAUUCAUGCUUUCUGGAACUCGGGAGUAGUCCUCAUUCUCACCUUGCUUCAGCUCCAAGGAUAUGAUAUCAAGGAAUUGUUGCAGGCAACCUGAUAGGUAUAAAAUUUAUUCAUCCACUAUUCAGCUUUUGCGAGCAGGACCUGUUCCUUUGUGUACCAUUUCCAUAUAGAUUUUCAUGUUCUUAUGCAAGACAGGUCGAAUAACAGAUGGAAAAUGAUAGAUGUUUGAAGUUGAUUUGUUAGUCUUAGCUAUCAGAUCGAGAGAACAUGAUCUUAACUUUUCUGCAGGAUUUUGCAACCUAAUUUGAGCAUCUUCAUCGCUGUCUGUUUUCGAUGGAUUUUUGCCUA
This is a messenger RNA of Populus nigra (black poplar), 1333 nucleotides long. RefSeq lists its product as uncharacterized. The record is from RefSeq and is a predicted model, not a curated record. The coding region runs from base 60 to 1079 and encodes 339 amino acids. The transcript has 9 exons. Gene Ontology annotation, biological process: CAAX-box protein processing. Gene Ontology annotation, cellular component: membrane. Gene Ontology annotation, molecular function: metalloendopeptidase activity. NCBI's taxonomy places the organism in Eukaryota, Viridiplantae, Streptophyta, Magnoliopsida, Malpighiales, Salicaceae.